CCAAACGUUCAGCGCGCGCGCCAUGUCCAUGGGCGCAGAUGGAGAGGUCCUGCCAGGCCCCAAGUAUCCGGUCUGGGGAUGUGGCAAGUGCGGCGAGAGCGGCAACUGGGCCAGCAGGCUCAAGUGCCGCAGUUGUGGAGGGGCUGCGCCAGUGCGGGUCCAGCAGGACGCCCGUGCUGCAGCAGCCAAGACGGUGCGCCCUCAGCAGGGGCGCAGCGGCUCCAGCGGCGGCGACCAGUCGCGGCUGGCCAAGGAGGUCAAGGAGCUCAAGCAGCAGCUGGCGGUCGUCGGCUUUCUCAAGAGCCACGGCAUCGACUCGGCGCUCAUCGCCAAGGCCGAGGAGGCCAAGGUCCAGGAGCUCGAGUCCAAGCCGCCGUCCGCGCUGGCUGCUAGACAUCGGGUCGAGAAUGCGACGCGGAAGGUCGAGGAGCUUGAGGAGCGGCUCCAGCAGUGCGAGAUCCAGAAGCAGGAGAUCCUCAAGGGGGUCGCCGAGGCCACCGAGUCCCUGGCAGAGGCGAGGAAGGACCUGGAGCACCACGCGAAGAUGCUCCAAG
This is a messenger RNA of Prorocentrum cordatum, 554 nucleotides long. NCBI's taxonomy places the organism in Eukaryota, Dinophyceae, Prorocentrales, Prorocentraceae. The record is from the annotation of a GenBank genome assembly.